AUGAGACGAAGACCAAACAACAAAGAUCAGAUUUCUUUAUCUUCUAAAACAAAUUAUAUCAACGAAAAUAACACUAAUAAUCUUUAUCAAAAGCGUCUUCGUUCAUGGAACCGAACAUUAACUCGAUUAAAAUCUAAUCAUACAUCUGUUACAUCUUUAAUUAUGAAUAAUGAUGUUAGACCUCCUUAUAAAUCGACUAUUUAUACUUAUCCAAUCAAUAUUACUAAUAAUCGUUCGAAUAUUUUAUCACAUACAGUACUUUCAGAAAGUUUAACAACUGAAAGUGCUUUCUAUUGUCCAUCAAUAUCAUAUACUUCUAUUCAAACAAUAGGUGAUUUAAACAAUAAUCAUGUAACAACAUUAAAUAUACAAAAUAAAAAAAGACAACAUAGUACAUUAUCAUGUGAAAAUCUUUCAAGUCAACUUUCACAAAUUAAAACAUUCGAUAUAUUACCCGAUCCGAAUUAUGAAAAACAUAUAAAUAUUAAUCAAUCAUCUAUCAAUAAUAAUCUACAAUUAACACACUAUCAAAGUCCAACAAAACGAUCACGAUUAUCUAUUGAUGAUUCUAUCAUUACAAAUCAUCAUUCGUUAAAUUCUCCAAUAUUUAUCGAUGAUGAUUCUACUAUUGAUAUCAAUCAACAAUUAGAUCAACAAGAAUCAUUAUCAUUAUCUAUGAAUAAUGAUAUGUUAAUAACUAAUUCAAAUUCAAUGGAAACUGCUAUUAAAAUGAUUCAACCAAUUGUUGAUAUUAUUUUUAAUGCUUUUGAAGAUCAAUUAAAAAAUAUUCAAACAAAAACUAUUGAAUCAUCAAUUUCAAAUUAUUCAUCAAUAAGUUCAUUAGAAAAAAUUUCACCACAUCAUUUUUAUCCUUCUAUUAUGAUUCCACAUGUUUCAUUAAAAUUAUCUAAUCGUCCUAUUAUAUUACAUGCAGUUAAUAUUAAUAUUCAAUUGACAACAAAACAAUAUACAACAAAUACAAUAGUAAAUGAAAAUCAUCAUUUACAAUCAAUUUCAUUAAAUGAACUUAAACAAAAACUAAUAUCAUACAUUUUAUCAAACAAUUUAAUAUCUAAUCAUAAAACAAAUAAUAAUUAUCAGAGAAAAAGACUUAAACUAAAACGAAUUCUUCAAUUAGCUGUUUUUGGUGUUAGUGUAUUAUGUGGUUAUUUGCUCUUGUAA
This is a messenger RNA of Rotaria sordida, 1182 nucleotides long. The record is from the annotation of a GenBank genome assembly. NCBI's taxonomy places the organism in Eukaryota, Metazoa, Rotifera, Eurotatoria, Philodinida, Philodinidae.